AUGCAAUUCUCUACAAGCACAUCAUUUGCACAACCUUCAGGGAUUUCCUUAUCAUCUGAUUUGAAGGAGGCAUAUAUUGCUGAUAGUGAAAGUAGUUCCAUUCGAGCACUUGAUUUGAAAACUGGAGGAUCAAGAUUACUAGCAGGAGGUGAUCCCUUUUUUGCAGACAAUUUAUUCAAGUUUGGAGAUCACGAUGGAGCAGGGCCUGAAGUACUUCUUCAACAUCCAUUGGGUGUUUUGUGUGGGAAGGAUGGACAAAUUUAUAUAGCAGAUUCCUAUAAUCACAAGAUUUGGGAUAAGAUCCUUAAGUUUUCUCAUGGAGAUACAAGUGAGAAAUUGGUGGCACUUGUUCCAUGGUGGACCACCUAA
Thlaspi arvense is the source of this 369-nucleotide messenger RNA. NCBI's taxonomy places the organism in Eukaryota, Viridiplantae, Streptophyta, Magnoliopsida, Brassicales, Brassicaceae. The record is from the annotation of a GenBank genome assembly.